Caenorhabditis briggsae is the source of this 3348-nucleotide messenger RNA. RefSeq names its product Protein CBR-UNC-84 (gene Cbr-unc-84). The record is from RefSeq and is a predicted model, not a curated record. Lineage: Eukaryota; Metazoa; Nematoda; Chromadorea; Rhabditida; Rhabditidae. The transcript is spliced from 10 exons. The coding region runs from base 1 to 3348 and encodes 1115 amino acids. Gene Ontology annotation, molecular function: protein-membrane adaptor activity. Gene Ontology annotation, cellular component: meiotic nuclear membrane microtubule tethering complex; nuclear envelope. Gene Ontology annotation, biological process: nuclear envelope organization.
AUGCCCGACGACAUCUACGAUCAUGAAUGGAAGUCAGAAUUCGCGUCGACUCGCUCGGGGCGCAACUCGCCCAACAUUUUUGCCAAGGUCCGCAGAAAGCUUCUGCUGACUCCACCGGUUCGAAAUGCCAGAUCGCCACGGCUCACCGAUGAGGAAUUGGAUGCGCUCACCGGCGAUUUGCCCUACGCAACCAACUACACCUACGCCUACAGCAAGAUCUACGAUCCGUCGCUUCCGGAUCACUGGGAAGUUCCGAACCUCACCGGUGGAAUGUCAUCUGGAACGUUGGCUGAGCAGGAGCACUGGUCUGCGGCUAGCCUCAGUCGCCAACUGCUCUAUCUUCUGAGAUUCCCGCUCUAUCUGGUUCUUCACGUCAUCACUUACAUCCUAGAAGCGAUUUACCAAGUCGUCAAGAUUUCUACUUAUACGAUUUGGGACUACAUUCUCUAUUUGAUUAGACUUGCCAGAAACCGCUAUGCCAGCUGGCAGGACAAUCGCCGUCGAACUGCUCUCAUCCGCAACCGUCAAGACCCAUUCAAUGUGAAACUCGCUCGCUUCAUCCGCGGUUUCUUCGAAACCAUCGUCUACGUGAUUCAUACUCCAGUAAGACUGUGGAAGUCUCGCGGGAACAGCGUUUCCCAGUACGACUACACAUCCAUCAAGGAUCAGCUGGAGAACGAAAGAGCUAGCCGAAUGGUUACCAGAUCCCAAGGACUCGAAAAAAGCCGCACAUUUGCUGGCCUUUCUCGUUCACCGGCUCGUCGUGCCACGCCCGUUGCGGCUACUAAGACAACUAACAUCACACGAGUUAUCACAAAGGUGUUUGCAAACGACGAAAGCUCUUCCGAGGCUCCUGCUACGCCAACCGUUGUCACUACAAGAACAGUCAGGACACGUUCGGUUACUCCAAGAUUCCGCAGCACCCGUGCAGCAGCAGCAACUCGUUCUGGAAUCCAAAGAGCCGCGUUUGAUACCCCGGAUCUCGAAGUUGACACUUCACUGGCUUCAUUUGGUCUUCGCAGCAGAGCUAAAAACCAUCUUAACACCCCGGAACCAACUUUCGAUAUUGGAGAUGUCGCGGCCACUUCUACCCCACUGAUGCCAAGGACUGACUACAUCGUAGAUACCAACGAAAAGGGAGUCAUCCACAAUGUUCUUUACUACAUCGGAUACUUCGUCUUCCUCCCCUUCAUUGCUGCUAGACACAUUUGGUACACAAUCUACGACUAUGGAAAGAGUGCCUACAUGAAAUGGACCGAUUAUCAGCCGGAAGCCAUGGAAGCCAUUCAUGUUAGGGAUGUCAACGAACCCGCCCCUACUGAUGACAACAACGCCUCUUUCAUUGCUGUUCCUUGGACAACACGGAUCUCAAAUGCUUUUUCAGCUCUCUUCAUUCUCAUCAAAGACAUUUUCAUUUACAUUGGGGAAGCCCAUGAGAUAGUCUUUGAGAUGUUCAAAGGAGCUUUCCUUGAGACCACUUCUUACAUUGGCGGACUCUUUAGCGGACUCUCCGAUGCAUUCAUCGAGAAGAGAAACAAGGGAACAUUGUGGCCAAUGUUAUGGACUCUCUGGGUUCUGCUCCUUGCCAUCUUCCUUUUUGGAUUCCUGCACUCAGAGAACACUGCAAUCCGUAAGGAAGGAUUCAUCCAAGAGGCCAAUGAAGCAAAAUCCACGGAUGGUGGACUCCCAACAGUACCCUUCUGGAUGGGAGCCGUCAACAAUGUCAAGCACUACACAUGGAUGACUAAGGAAUAUGUCUAUGAUCUUGCAUUCAACACCUACUCUUUUAUAAAGCCUGUUCUUGGAAGGACAGUGACUGCUCCGAAAUAUGCAUGGGGAUUGAUUGCCAGCGGAUGUGGUACAGUGGCUGAUAAUUUCCAGUCCUUCAGAGACUAUGUCAGUGAGAAGUCGUAUGAUGUUGGAUACUUCUUGAGCUAUGGAUUCAAAGAGUCGUUUGCCAAUGUUGGCAAUAGUGUUCUUAAUGGGACUUUCACCUACGCAGAGAAAUUUGGACAAUACACCAACGAUUUCUUCUCCAAUGCGUUCUCCGGAAUCUACGACUUCUUUGCCUACUUCUUCUCUGGUCUCCUAAACAUCUCCACCAACACCCAAACCGCCAUCAUCUCAGGAGUGAAAACUGUCGUAUAUGGAAUCUCCGACUUUUUCUACAACUACAUCUACGCUCCAGUUGCUGGCUUCUUUAGCGGAAACUACCAAGAGCUCCUACGACCAAUCUGGCUUGCUUUGAGAUGGAUUUAUGACAUGGUGGUGCUUGGAGUGACUAGCAUCUUCGACUUGGCUACUUUCUUGGUGACCUAUCCAGUUGGUUUGAUCACUCGCGGAUGGAUCAAGAUCAGUCAAUACGCGCCGGAGGAUCCAGUUCAAGUGAUUCCAAUCCCACAAGCCAUCACACCUACUCCGGAUAUUGACAGAGUGCAGGAACAGCAGCCCCCGGAGAUUCUCAAAAAGAAAACCGAGGUUGAGGACGAAGAAGAAGAGCUCAAAAUAAUUCCCGCCCCCGCACCAGAACCCAUUCCAAUCCCAACCGUAGUCACUACUCCACCACCAGUUAUUAUUCAUCAGACUAACGUUGUUGAGACCGUAGACAAGGAAGCUAUCAUUAAGGAGGUGACUGAGAAGCUUCGAGACGAAUUGACCGCCCAGUUUCAUCAAGACCUCAGUGCGAAGUUCGAGCAGAACUAUCAGACAAUUAUUGAGCAGCUGAAGAUAGUAAACAACGACGUUAGGUAUGACAAUCAUCAGCUGGAAGCUAUUAUCCGUCAGUUGAUCUACGAGUAUGACACUGACAAGACAGGGCAAGUUGAUUACGCUUUGGAAAGUUCUGGUGGCGCUGUCAUCUCUACCAGAUGCAGUGAAACCUACAAGAGUUACACUCGUUUGGAGAAAUUUUGGGAUAUCCCAAUCUACUAUCAUCACUACUCACCAAGAGUUGUGAUUCAGAGAAACUCAAAAUCGCUUUUCCCUGGUGAAUGCUGGUGCUUCAAAGAUGGUCGUGGUUACAUUGCAGUAGAGCUGUCGCAUUUCAUUGAUGUAUCCAGUAUUAGCUACGAACACAUUGGAAAAGAAGUUGCUCCAGAAGGAAAUCGGUCCAGUGCUCCGAAGGGUGUUCUCGUUUGGGCGUACAAGCAGAUUGAUGAUUUGAGCACACGAGUGUUGAUUGGGGACUACACCUAUGAUCUUGACGGACCACCACUUCAGUUCUUCAUGGCCAAGCACAAGCCUGACUUCCCAGUUAAAUUUGUCGAAUUGGAAGUAACCAGCAACUACGGCGCCCAAUUCACCUGUCUCUACCGUCUCCGUGUCCACGGAAAAAUGCUAAAAGUCUAA